Molecule: messenger RNA, 2358 nt
Organism: Ornithodoros turicata
Lineage: Eukaryota; Metazoa; Arthropoda; Arachnida; Ixodida; Argasidae
Gene: fne
Product: ELAV-like protein 3
Exons: 6
Coding region: 234-1280 (348 amino acids)
Cellular component (GO): ribonucleoprotein complex
Molecular function (GO): RNA binding
Source: RefSeq, a predicted model, not a curated record
CAGCCGGUCCAUUUAGUUGGAACCGUUGGCGGAGCAUCGGUUGUGUUCAGUUUCUCCAGUAGAUACGUCGGGGACGCCAGUUUGGUUUUUUCCUUCUGUUUUUUGCUCCGUUUUUUCUCGUCUCUAGUUGUGGGUUUCUUCUUCUUGUUUCCGUCCCGGCUGUUCGUCCGACGACAACACUUCAGUUCUCCUCUUCCUUUCAAAGUUCCACUAGCAAGCAGCAGGGUUUCCCGAUGAAUGGCAUGGACGUUCAGCAGCAACAGCCUGGUCAACAGAACGGCGGGGGAUUACACAAUUCCGUUCAGACGGGCACGUCGGCCGAGGACUCCAAGACCAACCUGAUCGUCAACUACUUGCCACAGACCAUGACCCAGGAGGAGAUCAGGUCACUGUUCUCCUCCAUAGGCGAGGUCGAGUCAUGCAAGCUGAUACGCGACAAGGUCACAGAACAAGGCACCUCGCCGCCCAUCCGUCAGAGCCUGGGUUACGGCUUCGUCAAUUACGUGAGGCCCGAGGACGCAGAGAAGGCGAUCAACACACUGAACGGACUUAGACUACAAAAUAAGACUAUUAAGGUGUCUUACGCCCGCCCUAGUAGUGAGGCUAUUAAGGGUGCCAAUCUGUACGUCAGCGGCUUGCCCAAGUCCAUGACCCAGCAGGAUUUGGAAGCUCUAUUUUCCCCGUACGGCCGCAUUAUCACGUCCCGCAUCCUGUGCGACAACAUCACCGGUCUGUCGAAGGGCGUUGGCUUCGUGCGGUUCGACCAGCGGGUGGAGGCUGAGCGAGCCAUCAAGCACCUGCACAACACCAUCCCGGAGGGCGCCUCGGAACCCAUCACCGUCAAGUUCGCGAACAACCCGAGCAACAACGCAAAGGCCAUUGCCCCACUGGCAGCCUACUUGUCGCCUCAGCGCCGAUUCCCGGGGCCCAUACACCACCCGGCCAACCGCUUCAGCAGGUAUUCCCCCCUGGCGGGCGACUUGCUGGCCAACCCCUUGUUGGCGGGCAACGCCAUGAACGGCUCCGGCUGGUGUAUCUUCGUGUACAACCUGGCCCCGGAUACCGAGGAAAACCUCCUGUGGCAGCUGUUCGGACCUUUCGGUGCCGUGCAGAGUGUGAAGGUGAUUCGCGACCUGCAGACCAACAAGUGCAAGGGUUUCGGCUUCGUCACCAUGACCAACUACGACGAGGCCCUGGUCGCCAUCCAAAGCCUCAACGGGUAUACGCUCGGAAACCGCGUGCUCCAAGUCUCCUUCAAGACCAACAAGUGCAAGUCGUAAAGGAUUCAACAGGAGCCUUCUUUUAAAAGGUCUUUUCUUUUAAACGAACCCCGGGAGGCGUCCUCUUUUUUCGCUAGUCACAUAUUUGCACAUAAGCCUGUGUGGAUUUAUGUUUGCGUGAUCCUUCUAGUCUGCGUUUAUUGCUCAUCUAUUUAUUGCUAUUUAUAUCGCCCCUAUUUAUUGACUGUGUAGCAAAGUAACUACGCGACGACGUCCGGUGGAUCUCAGGUGUUUAAGGCACCGCGUCUUCUUUAUGUUGUCCCAUUUUGUGUUGAUCAUGUAUUAAUCCCGGGGUUGGCCGAGGUGCUUGCAUGGGCGGGUUGCACACACACACAAACAUACAAACAUCUUUUUUUUUUCUUUCGAUACCUUCAAACUAUUUAUUAGGAUAUAGCUGGACUUAAGAAACUAAAAGUGCAAUAUAUAUAUUUGGGGGUUGUGAGGCUCAUUCCAACCAACCGUUGUGAUACGCAAUACAUUCCCGUCACUGCAUUCCCCUCAGUUUACGGCUCGGAGGACGAUAUGUCAUUCUUAUUGUGCGUCUCGGUGUUCGACAUUCCAAUUUUCCUAUAUUUAUUGUGGUUGUCGUCUCUAUAAAGAGGUACUCAUCAUUUUUGGGCUCCCGCAGAAUUCCAAAGGUGCUUUUUUCGACGGAGCACGCCAUUAUCUUCAGCUCACUAAUAGAACUGCGACCGUCAUUAUGAUAGACCCUUUUAUCUCAUAGGGUGAGCUCAGAGUACUUAGUAUUUAAUCUCUCUAUCUCUCUAUCUCUAGUGGAAGUUUCUUUCUUAUCGUUGUUCUUGGGUGUGUAUUCAUUAUCUGUUCGUACUACUUAGGCCAAACACUUUGCUUCUAAAUGUUUAGUGGUAGUUAGUUGAUCGCUGGGUUUUUCAGUUUUAAGUCGGCGGAGAAAUUCAUUCAUGCUCGAUUGGUCGAUGGAAUAAACGCACAGGAACCGAAGGGCAAGUCAGCGAAUAAUAAAACGACAAAUUUUGGAACUGUUAUAACCCCGGCAUAGUUCUUGACUGUACUGCAAUAUUUGUACUUUUCCAUGUUAAUAAAUUUCCAAUCUCUUGGA